Messenger RNA from Racocetra fulgida, 283 nucleotides. NCBI's taxonomy places the organism in Eukaryota, Fungi, Glomeromycota, Glomeromycetes, Diversisporales, Gigasporaceae. The record is from the annotation of a GenBank genome assembly.
AUGUCAUCAACUGAAUCAACUCAAAUUAAACCUGAUUCCACCGCUUCUAAUAUAGUUGAAUCUCAACCACUUACUUCUAUAAUAACCAAUGCCAAUACGAUUACUUCAACAUCUUUUCAAAAUAGACGACAUUCUGAUAAAUAUGAUCAAGAGAAUUAUAUCAAUAAUAAUGAGUCCAGUUAUAAUGAGUUUGAUAAUCUUUUAGAUUAUAUUUACAGCAAAAAACAAAAACUGGACUGGAAACAUGAAGUAGAAGUAUACUUGAAGGCUCCUCGAGCAAAAC